AUGAACUCUGCUUUAAAGCCAGUAUUGCCACAACCGGGGGUGCCACAGCCGGGGGGCCAAGCUAGCCCCGCUAAAGCAAACGUUGCGAACGCUAACCAUGCGGUUGGAUUGCCUCAAGGUGCACAGAACUCGCUUCACCACGGCACUAACAAUCUUGUAGGUCAGAACUUGACUCAUCAUAUACCUAACCCUCCUCCAGUGCCUGCCCACGCAGUGCCGUCGAUGGCGCCUGUUUCAGCAAACAUGGCUCAAAUGGCUCAAAACAUGAGUCACCACGGCAAUUUAUCCCAUGCUACACAAAACUCAGCAACACCAACAAAUGUGGCUGCUAGUCCAAGCAAAAGUGCCACUACAAGUACUGCUCCAGCUCCAUUAAGCUUAGUACAAGACAAGCCAAGCACACCCCAGCCACCUCAACCCCUUGCUUUAACAAGACCAUCUGAGAAAAAGGAACCUGAUUCUACAGCGCAAGCAAAUGGUGCAAUUGAGUCUCCAAAGUCAAGUACCAAUGCUCCUGUUACACUUAAGCCUAUGAAUCCAGAGACAAAAGACAAGCCAGACAUAGGAAAAACAUCACCAAGUACUCCAAAACCUCCUGAAAAGCCUGCAAGUGCUCCAAGCACUCCUCAAAAGCCUGAAACUUCCAAUUCUGCAAACCCACCAGAUGCUCAAGCGCAGCCCAAGGUUGCCACAGCUAAUGAACCACCAGAAAAGUCGCCUUCGAAACCUAUAGAGCUUAAGCCAGCGCAGACUGCAGACAUUGCUCCUAUUCAGAGUGAUAACAAGCCUGUACCUGAAUCUGCAAGUGACAAUCAGACUCAAAAUGUACCAGCUCAAUCCGCACCACAGAAAGACACCGUGUCAAAUGAAAGUGUAAAUCAAGAACCAGCAAAGUCAGAUGAAAUUGUGGAAAGCAAAGAAAACCCAGUCACUGAAGAAAAAAAUAGUGAAAAAAAAGAUAUGGUAGAUGCACCAAAGCCAGAAGAAAGUAAACCUGCAAAGGAGGAAAAAGUAGAAGAAAAACCAGAGACAAAAACUCCAGCAAAACCUGAGGCCAAAGUUGUUGCUAAGUCAACAUUAAAAUUAGCAACAGUCACACCUCCUUUAAGAAAAAGAAGACAAGUGUCAGAAAAAGUGGAAACACCUACAUCCAAAAAGCCAGCAGAAGAAUCAACACCAGACACAAAAUCUAAAAGGAAUCGCACAAAGGUUCAACUAUAUCAAUCCCCAACGCCAGACAUUGCCAUGGCAACUAAGUUAUCAGCCUCUGCUGGAAGAUCGACUCCAACUAAACAAAAUGACGACAAACUUAUUGUGUUUUAUAAAAAUGAAUACUUGGCUGUACGGAAUGCUGAAGGCGGUUUUUACGUUUGUCAAGCCUUACAAAAUGUGUAUCGAACGACGAGAAAAAUUAAAAUCCGCUGGCUGUCGCAAGACAAAGCGGAUCCUACUGGUGAAACAUACAAGCCUGACUUCUAUGAUGUCACUGAUAUGGAAUGUGUGCUCACAACGUUGUCUCUGACGCGAUCUGCUAGUGGUGGGGGCGCGUGGCUGCUGCGGCCGGCCGAGCAGGCCCGCGCCACUUCCAUCCUGCAACGAGCUCUCAAGGCUGAGCAGAGCGGUGCUAACAUAGCUCUAACUGAAGAGCAUCCUGAUGGACUGGAUCUCUCGCUAUACACAGACGAGUCACAACUCGAGAAGAAAUCGAGGAAGCGCAGCACUUCCAAGUCGUCGCCUAAAUCGAAAGAAGAUAAUGACACAUCGAUCGAAGAAGCCACACCAAGUAAAAAAGCCAGAACAACACCAAAGCGCAGUCCGCGCUCCGCCAAAAAGACGAAAAAGUCCCCAAAAUCGGGCAAAUCACCGACAAACAAAGCGAAAUCAUCAGGUAGUUCGCCCAAUGUGGCGGUCACAAGCAAGACGGCGACGGCGGUAACGGAAAAGAAAACUCCAGCGAAGAAAACCCCAGUUAAACCCGCAAAGAGUACACCUAAAGCCACCACGCCGAAAACGGAAACGCCGACUACCCGCAAGGGACGACGGGCAGCUAAAGAAACAAAAAGCUCACCAAUCGUUCCCACCCCUUCCACAUCAACGGGUAAAACCACUCGCACACCGCGGAAACCACCCUCCAAGAAAUAA
Messenger RNA from Leptosia nina, 2142 nucleotides. The record is from the annotation of a GenBank genome assembly. Lineage: Eukaryota; Metazoa; Arthropoda; Insecta; Lepidoptera; Pieridae.